GGCGCGCGCGGAUGGCGGGGCGCGGGGCCGGGGCGCUGCUGGCGCUGCUGGCGCUGCGGGCGCUGGGCGCGGCGGGGCACCCGCAGUGCCUGGACUUCAGGCCGCCCUUCCGGCCGCCGCGGCCGCUGCGCUUCUGCGCGCAGUACUCGGCCUUCGGCUGCUGCACGCCCGAGCAGGACGAGGCGCUGGCCGGCCGCUUCGGGGCCCUGGCGGCGCGCGUGGACGCCGCCCAGUGGGCAGCCUGCGCGGGCUACGCGCUCGACCUGCUGUGCCAGGAGUGCUCGCCCUACGCCGCCCACCUGUACGACGCUGAGGACCCGUCCACGCCGCUGCGCGCGCUGCCCGGGCUGUGCGAGGACUACUGCCUGGACAUGUGGGCCACCUGCCGCGGCCUCUUCCGGCACCUGUCGGACGACCGCGCGCUCUGGGCGCUGGAGGGCAGCGGGGCCGAGCUCUGCCGCUACCUGGCGCUGCCCGACACGGACUACUGCUUCCCCAGCCUGCUGGUGCGCGAGCACCUCAACGCCGGGCUGGGCCGCGUGCGCGCCGACGCGCGGGGCUGCCUGCAGCUCUGCCUGGAGGAGGCGGCCCACGGGCUGCGCAACCCCGUGGCGCUGGUGCACGCGCACGACGGCACCCACCGCUUCUUCGUGGCCGAGCAGCUGGGGCUGGUGUGGGCGUACCUGCCCGACCGCUCGCGCCUGGCCGUGCCCUUCCUGAACCUCAGCCGCGCAGUGCUCACCUCGCCCUGGGAGGGCGACGAGCGCGGCUUCCUGGGGCUCGCCUUCCACCGCCGCUUCCGCGACAACGGCCGCCUCUACGUGUACUACUCCGUGGGCACCGACUUCCGCGAGCGCAUCCGCAUCAGCGAGUUCCGGGUCUCCGCGGAGGACGCCAACGUGGUGGACCACGAGUCCGAGAGGAUCAUCCUGGAGAUCGCAGAGCCGGCCUCGAACCACAACGGGGGCCAGCUGCUCUUCGGCGAGGACGGCUACCUCUACAUCUUCACCGGAGACGGGGGCAUGGCCGGAGACCCCUUUGGCAAAUUUGGAAAUUCCCAAAACAAGUCGGCGCUGCUGGGCAAGGUGCUGCGCCUGGACGUGGACCCCGCGGCCCGCGACCCCCCCUACCGCAUCCCGCCCGACAACCCGUUCGUGGGCGACCCCGCGGCCCGGCCCGAGGUCUACGCGCUGGGCGUGCGCAACAUGUGGCGCUGCUCCUUCGACCGCGGCGACCCCGCCUCGGGCGCGGGCCGCGGGCGCCUCUUCUGCGGGGACGUGGGCCAGAACCGCUUCGAGGAGGUGGACCUGGUGGAGCGCGGCCGCAACUACGGGUGGCGCGCGCGGGAGGGCUUCGAGUGCUACGACCGCCGCCUGUGCGCCAACGCCUCGCUGGAUGAUGUGCUGCCCAUCUUCGCGUACCCGCACAAGCUGGGCAAGUCUGUCACGGGGGGCUACGUGUACCGCGGCUGUGAGUACCCCAACCUGAACGGACUCUACAUUUUUGGAGACUUCAUGAGCGGGCGCCUCAUGUCGCUCCGGGAGCACGCGGAGACGGGCCAGUGGCGCUACAGCGAGAUCUGCAUGGGCCGGGGCCAGACCUGCGCCUUCCCGGGGCUCAUCAACCACUACCACCCGCACAUCAUCUCCUUCGGCGAGGACGAGGCCGGGGAGCUGUACUUCCUGUCCACGGCUGUGCCCAGCGCCACGGCCGCCCGUGGGGUCGUGUACAAAGUGAUCGACCCCUCCAGGCGGGCACCCCCGGGCAAGUGCCAGAUCGAGCCCACCACGGUGAAGGUGAAGAGCCGCCUCAUCCCCUUCGUGCCCAAGGAAAAGUUCAUCCCGACGCCCGAAAGCACCCGGCCCCCGCCAGCGCGCGCGCCCACGCAGGCGCCCCGCCGCAGCCGCCCUACGGCCGCGCCCUCGGGGCCCACGCGGCGGCCGCCCCGCCCCACGCGGCGGCCCGGGGGCCGGAGGGGCGGGCAGGGGCGCGCCCGGGGCCGGCAGAGCCCCGCGGAGCCCGCCCCCCGGCGCGGCGCCGUGCGCCUGGUGUCCCCCGCCGGCCUGGGCGCGGGCAGCGGGCGCGUGGAGGUGUUCGCGGGCGGCCGCUGGGGCACGGUGUGUGACGACGCGUGGGACGGCCACGCGGCCGCCGUGGUGUGCCGCCAGCUGGGCUUCGCGCACGCCGUGCGGGCCGCCAAGCGCGCCGAGUUCGGGGAGGGCCGCGCGCUGCCCAUCCUGCUGGACGACGUGCGCUGCACGGGCGCCGAGGCCAGCCUGCUGGACUGCAGCCACCGGGGCGUGGGCCGCCACAACUGCGGCCACCAGGAGGACGCCGGCGUGGUGUGCAGCCACCAGGAGCCCGGCCCCUAGCCGCCGCCGAGCCCGGGCAGACGCGCACCGGCCCGGGGCCCCCUACACUCCCCGAAGGGCUCCGCUCAGUCCUGGGGCCUCCUGGGGGCCCCCCCCCACCCCAGCAUCGCAAGUAAAAGCAGCAACUCAUCAGGAGAGCGUCCACUCUCCCAAGCAGACACGGCGCUGGCCACAUUAACAGAGGUCUAUCCUGGAGGCGGAAGAGGCGGAGGAAAGCAGCCCAGAACUGGCGGCCAGAGGGGACAGGAGGGCGUCAGCCUGGUGCUCCCAGGGGGCCUGGGGCAAGGCUGGGGCGGUGAGGGGCUGACCUCGGAGAGCACAGUCAGGGGGUGGCCGCCCCACAGCCCGGCCGCUCCCGCCGCCCAAGAUGCCACCCACCGUGGCCAGACUGAGCCCAUUUGUCUGCGAGUGGGGGGUGCAGGGGCCCCACUCAAACUGUGCCACCCACUGCCCAUCCCGCCCCCGCCGCCCUCCCAGCUGCGUCUCUUAGGGAAACUCAUCUCCAAGGUCCCCAAACGCCCCUCCGGCCCCUCUCGGCUGCUGGGAGGGGCCUGGCCCCGCCCCCUCCGGAGGGGGCUCUGAGCCCACAGAGAGUUGGUGCAAGGGCCCCGGGGCAGGCGUGGGUGCAGCCUCAGCCAGGAGACAGCUCAUGUCCAGCCCUGGGCCGUCCUGAGGGCUGGGCGGUGGCCGGGCUGUUCCAGAAGGAGGGUCAGCCCUGGGACCCCCCCCUGCCCCCACGGCACCUGGCCAGCCUGUCCUGGAGGGUGGGCACGCGCCAGCCCAGGCCCACCCGCCCCUUCUGGAGAAAUAGCACAGCGGGGAGGGCGUUUGCCUUGCACGCGGCCGACCCGGGUUCGAUUCCCAGCAUCCCAGGAGUAAUUCCUGAGUGCAGAGCCAGGAGUAACCCCUGAGCAUUGCUGGGUGUGACCAAAAAAAGCCAAAAAAAAAAAAAAAAUCAGAGGGGCAGUGAGGGCCCGGCCCAGAGCCCUGUCAGGUCCUGGGGCAUGGAGGGGGGCUGCUCCCGCCCACGCCAGCCCCCCCCCCAAGCACUGACCCACCCGCGGCCGCCCCAGGUGACUGUGGGGAGUCAGGAGAACACGCGGCCCCCCGUGUCCGUGUCCGAGGCUAGCCGGGGUCGGGAGGGGGUGCAGGGCCGGGAGCGUGGGAGUCUGGCCCUGGGGGUGGUGGCAGAAGCCUCUGCCGCCUCUUCCCGGUGGCCUCCAUGCUCCCCCCGCCCCUCCCCGCCCC
This is a messenger RNA of Sorex araneus (European shrew), 3620 nucleotides long. RefSeq names its product HHIP like 1 (gene HHIPL1). Gene Ontology annotation, cellular component: membrane. The coding region runs from base 12 to 2372 and encodes 786 amino acids. Lineage: Eukaryota; Metazoa; Chordata; Mammalia; Eulipotyphla; Soricidae. The transcript is spliced from 9 exons. The record is from RefSeq and is a predicted model, not a curated record.